UUGUCCUAGAGCUGACCAUGGCUACUUGAAUCAAACACCAUAACUAAGAGAAAAACAAAACAUCAAGAACCAUAACAAGUACCUCAAACAACAGUUUCUUUGGUGCCAUAGAACAUUGAGUUUUUAAUCAUCAGAUGAAAAUGACACGGAUCUUCCUUACGACCCUUUCAUUGUGGCUCUUGGUCCUCGCUCCUUCCAAGGCCGAGGAGGGAUUUCCCGACAAACUUCCAUCAACAUUUCAUUCUCUAUUUCCGUUUCUCGGUCGUCAAGAUGACCUGAACAAGCCACAAAAGGGUCCUAAUGACGAGUCUCAACAACAGAACGUGCCUCAACAAGCGGCUGACCAAAAUCCUCAGAUACUCAGCCAAGAUUUCUACAUAAAGACUUGCCCUAAUGCACAAAAAAUCGUGGCCGAUGCACUUGCCAAGAUUGUUAAGACCAAUCCGGGCGCACUCGGAAACUUACUCCGCCUUCAAUUCCAUGACUGCUUCGUUAAUGGAUGCGAUGCAUCCAUCUUGCUAGAUUACUCGCCAAGUGGCGACGCUGUGGAGAAAAGUUCAAUGGUCAAUGGUCUACUCCUCAAAGGAGCUGAUAUGAUCGAUGAAAUAAAGUUGAAGCUGGAGGAGCAGUGUCCUCAAACCGUGUCAUGCGCUGACACAUUGGCAUUUACAGCCAACGAGGUAAUGACCAUGGCGGGUUUGGCCCCUCAGAAACCCCUCGGUGGCCGUAGAGACGCGCUCGUUUCCCUUGCAACCGCUGCAGAAACCGACAACAUCCCUAUGCCAAACUGGACCAUGGAACAAAUGGUAAAACUCUUCAACAAGAAGGGUUUCAACAUCGAAGAAAUGGUGAUCCUACUCGGUGCACACUCGAUCGGCAUGGCUCAUUGCGACUUGUUCAUUGAAAGGGCAUACAACUUCCAAAACACAGGGAAACCAGACCCUUCCCUUACUGUGGAAGUGCUUGAGGAAUUAAGAAAGGCAUGCCCUAAUCUUAAUACACCUAAGUACCGGAACCCCCCAGUGAACUUUGAUGCAACACCAACUGUGCUUGAUAACCUCUUCUACAAGGAUAUGGUGGAGAGAAAGAGAACUUUGCUCAUUACGGAUUCGCAUAUAUUGGAAGAUCCUAGGACUUUGCCAAUUGUGCAACAGUUUGCACAUGACGCUAGCUUGUUCCCCAGGAGAUUUCCUGAGGUCAUGCUUAAGAUGAGUUCUUUGAAUGUGCUCACAGGGAAUGAAGGUGAGGUGAGGAAGAUUUGUAGGUCCACCAAUUAAGCAUGGCAUGUAUGGAGAUCAUGUUUAACUAAAUUUGUUAUUCUUUAUUUUUUUUAUGGGGGCAUUUUCUUGAUAGUGAUUAUGAUCGGUGCCUCCUUACUUGGUUUCAUUUCAUGUGGAAUUUCUGUCAUUUAUGUAUUAACAGCCAACGGCAUUUUAUUAGUUAUGAAUGUGAAGCACUAUAGAAGAAAUAUUCAAAAGCUGAUUUUCAUCAA
Messenger RNA from Glycine soja, 1492 nucleotides. RefSeq names its product peroxidase 28-like. The transcript has 2 exons. Gene Ontology annotation, cellular component: plant-type cell wall; plasmodesma. Gene Ontology annotation, biological process: response to oxidative stress; hydrogen peroxide catabolic process. NCBI's taxonomy places the organism in Eukaryota, Viridiplantae, Streptophyta, Magnoliopsida, Fabales, Fabaceae. The record is from RefSeq and is a predicted model, not a curated record. The coding region runs from base 135 to 1277 and encodes 380 amino acids. Gene Ontology annotation, molecular function: heme binding; peroxidase activity.